ACGCUUUGUUGGUUAACCUAGAUGAUGAUCAUCGCAAUUUGUAUUUCGCGCACAUUUUCGUAGAGCAAUGGUGGAGGAUUGUUUUUUGUUCGAUUAAAGCAUCAGAGGAGUUCUUGUCUAAGCUUGACCACAUACCUUUUUGGCCAUUACGAGUAUAGUUGAAAAACACCCAAAUCUUUGGAGACACUCUUUUCUCCAUUUAACUAUAGUUUAUUUCUGAGAGGGUAAAGGAUAUUAUUAAGUUUACGAAAAAAUUUUUGUUUAAUAUUAUUAAAGUGUCAUUGUCUAAAAUUCGUGAUACCAUCACUUGAAUUUUGUUCAUCUAAUUUUCUACAUAAUUGAAAAAAAAAAAUGAACAUUAUAAUAAAAAGUCUGUUCUAAAAAACAGAAGUGAAAAGACUAAUCGGGUGCGGUUAAAUGUUAUAGAUCAUUAUAAAAUAAAGCUUUAAAGUGAUUAAGUGUCAGUAAUUGAAUUCUUAGGUAAUCAUUAUGGGUAUGAUCUGAUUUUGGAGCAUCAUGACUGUCGAUUUUGCUGAUUAUUUUUGGGGUGAAAAGAAUAAUGGAUUUGAUGUUUUAUAUCAUAAUAUGAAGCAUGGUGUAGUAGCAAGUAAAGAACUGGUGGAUUUCCUCCGAGAAAGAUCAGCAAUUGAAGAAAAUAAUUAUAAGUUAUUGAGUAAAGUUGCUAAACAAGCAAGUAAUACCAGUAGCACUCAAGGAACGUUUGCUCCAGUAUGGGCAGCAUUGAGAGGUGCAGCAGAAAAAUUAGCUGGUUUACAUUUACAACUAGCUCAUAAAGUAGCUGAGCUUAUUAAAGAUGUCUCAAAAUAUGCUGAUGAACUUCAUAGAAAACAUAAGACUGUAAAGGAGGAAGAAUCUUCGACACUAGAAGUUGUUCAAAACAUGCAAAGUGUUACAUUAACUCUUCAGAAAGCUAAAGAUAUGUGUCUCCAGAGAGGACUUGAACUGGAAAAAUUGAAAAAAGAUAAUGCAAGUCAAAAAGAAAUUGAGAAAGCUGACGCGAAAUUUAAAAAAGCACAAGAUGAUUACAAAGCUCUUGUAGAUAAAUACACAACUAUUAGGAAUGAUUUUGAGACAAAAAUGACUCAUGCUUGCAGAAGAUUUCAAGACAUUGAGGAAGCACAUCUUCGCCAAAUGAAGGAAUUCUUGAACACAUACGCUGAUGUUCUUCAGUCAAAUCACGAACAAGUUGGUCAAAUACAUAUCGAUUUCAAGCGUCAAUGUUUGGAUAUGACGGUGGAUAAGCUGUUGGAACAAUUCGUACAAUCGAAGUACACGGGGUUCGAAAGGCCAGGUAAUGCGCAUAGACGCUUUACCUACGAGAGGUCAAGCAUUGAACAAGAUUUAAUCAACGAAGGUGAUAUUCGUAAUGCAUCAGGGGUGAUCGAGUACGAGGAGGUGAUGACUAAUCUCGCAGAGGUAGCAAAUCCAACUCAGUCAAUCGAUGCCGGGAAUGAAAUCAAUGUCAAAGAUGUUAAAGAAGCCACUAAAGGAACCAAUGGAGAAACAGGUGUUGCUGGUAAUAAACAAUGCAUUAAAAGUCAGAGCACUAAAGUAGAUGAUUGGCAAGGGAAUAGGGAGAAUUUAACGAAAAAAGAAAAGGAUAUUAAAGAUGUGAUGUAUAGAGUACAGGAUAAAGAUGCUUCUGAAGGCUUUCGUCGUACCACCUCACUUCUCAAUCUGUUUAUGUCCAACUCCCAUGGAUUUCUUCGUAGUCGACGUGAAAAACGUAAGGAGAAAAAAGCGAGAAAAAAAAAGGAUUCAAUGGAUACAAUUAGCAACAAGGAAGAAAAAUCUGAUUUAGAAGAAAAAGAUGAAAGUCGCAAAUCUAAAACACCAACACCUGAAGUUGAUGAAGAUGGAUAUUGUAUACGACCGAAAUCUGACCUUUGGGAGAAUGAAAAAGGUUUCUAUUCUAGUUCUGAUACCGAAUCUGAUGAUGAAAGAGAAAGAAAAAUUCACGUUGAGAUAAAACCUUUAAGUAAUGGAGGAGCUCCUAUGAGUGCUAGUGUUGACGAACUUAGAGCAACUGUCGAAAAUCUAUCAUUGUCUCCUGCUCCUACGGGUCGUCGAGGAUCCAAUACAGAUUCAGAGCACCAUAUGAAACGAUCUCAAUCAGUUUCACAACAAUUAGGUGGAAAGCCAAGUUCGGAUCUUUUAGGGCUUAAUCUUUUUAAUCCAAGUAAUACGCCCUCUAGUGCCUCAACACCUACCACAAAUCAUCCCUAUGCUCCACUUCAAAGUCCAUCUCUUAUGCCAAUGUCACCAAUUCAACAAAUGGCACCUCCACAAUCGGCACCUGCUAUUCAAACACGAUGUCCAGAAGGUGAUCUAUUUCCCGAAGUGGGAGAUAUAACACCAGCUCUACCACCAAAACAAUCAGCAUCAUCAACCCCAACGGGAUCAAUAAUAAUUCCAAGGCCACCAUCAAGACGGAGUGAAAGUGGGCUUCGUGGGAGAAUGUCACCUGCAACAAUAUCUCGAGCUGAUAGUGUGGCAAGCUUAGAAUUUCGUACAGCGGGUGUUGGUAUGGGAUCAUCAAGAGGUCCUUCGCCGUUGACAAUUGGUCUUACUGAUACUAUUCCCCUUGCUGUGGCCUUUCAUGAAAUUGUACACUCAUAUUUUCGUGGUACAAAUGAAACACGGUGUCAAGUAAAGUUGAGUGGAGAUAUGAUGCUUUCAUUUCCUGCUGGUAUUGUUGCUGUUUUUGCCAACAAUCCAAGUCCUGCGAAACUUAUGUUUCGGAUAAAAAACAGUAAUCGUCUUGAGAGACUGGUUCCAAACAAUCAACUGGUUAACAUAGAUGCAUCACAGACAAUAGCGGAUAGUACAGUAUUUGAAUUCAACAUGAGUGCCUUAACUACAUUACUACGCCGCCAAGCUGAGCAAAAUCCAACAGCUUCUUAUUUUAAUGUUGACAUACUCAAAUAUAAUAUUAAAAAUAAAGAAGGUGCUGCUUCAUGUCCUUUUCAACUUGUUUCAUAUUGGAAAUGUGAAUCAACUCAUACAGACUUGAAGAUUGACUAUAAAUAUAACAAUCGGGCUAUGGCUUCACCAAGUCCUUUGUUGAACCUUCAUGUCGCAGCGCCGAUAGAUGGUGGACUUAAAUCAUUUCACAGUAAACCUCCAGCUCAAUGGUUACCUGACACCAAUCGUUUACUUUGGAAAUUCACCGAAUUGUCUCAACAUAGUGAAGGCAAUGGUGUUGGAUCAUUGAAAGCAAGAAUCGAGUUAACUCAUGGACCAGGAACCCAGGGUACCAUUUUUACUCAAUUUAAUUGCGAAGGCACUACAUUAUCUGGUGUUGAGUUUGAAUUAAUUGGACCUGGUUAUAGAGUGAGUCUUGUUAAACGUCGAUUCGUUUCAGGGAAGUACAUUUGCGAUGGAGACACUGAUAUAAGAUCACGUUAUGCUGCUCCACCAUCAAGUAUUGAUUAAUAUUUGUCUUGACGGAAGCUGUUGUGAAAGAAUCUGCUCAUUUAUAUACUGUCGUUUGGUCAUGUAUUGUAAAGUGAAUGAUCCAGAUAGAGCCAAUGGUAUCUAAAAUGAAGGUCCUUUAAUACCAAAGAGAACAAAUGGAUCAAUAGAUCCAUUUCUGAAUAUUUAGUUUCAUGGUUGUUAAUGUUCUCUUGUGAUAUGAACUCAACAGCGACAAGAAUUUAGUUAAAUGCAUUUUUUAUGAAUAACUUUAUUGAUUAUAGAAAAAUAUGAUCCUUAUAUCAAACAUAAAUGUAUAUCAAAGAUAAUGCAAAAUCAGAUAAAGAUUUCAUGAAAGAACACCAAAGGCUAAAGCGCUAAGUGUUGAUGGUCAUAUUACGUACUAUAGGAGCAUCUUUAUUUUAUCAGAAAUCUUAUGAUUUAUAUAAUUUUUAAUUAAUCAUUUACUUUUUUAUUCAAUUAAAAAACCACGCUUUAAACAGAAUCAUAAUAAAUGAAGAAUAUAGGAUUAGCUGAAAUGACAGAAUGUUUUUACAAAUAUUCUAACAUUUACCGAAACAAAUUUGUAAUCAAUCAUUAAUUUUUCACUUCAAAUAAAUC
Molecule: messenger RNA, 4056 nt
Organism: Chelonus insularis
Lineage: Eukaryota; Metazoa; Arthropoda; Insecta; Hymenoptera; Braconidae
Product: F-BAR domain only protein 2
Exons: 11
Coding region: 517-3456 (979 amino acids)
Biological process (GO): clathrin-dependent endocytosis; clathrin coat assembly
Cellular component (GO): clathrin-coated vesicle; plasma membrane; cytoplasm
Source: RefSeq, a predicted model, not a curated record